AGCCAUGGCACACAAAUUGACUGAUGAGAAAAUACUUUACGAGUUUCAACCUUCCGAAGACGAAAAAGCCGUGGUAUAUGACAUUCAAAAAUACAACGGUCCAAGAAACAGUCGUCUUGAGCCCCAUGGUGAAGGUAGAGCAAAAUUUGCAAAUGGAGGCCGCUAUGAUGGUUGUUUCCGCAAGGGUAUACUGCAUGGAAAAGGACGUUUGGUACUGCAAGACUGCUACCGUUACGAUGGCCAUUGGUAUAAAGGUCUGAAACAUGGUAUGGGACGAAUGUAUUACCCGGAUUGUUCCCAGUAUGAAGGAGAAUUUCGAAAGGAUCAACGACACGGUUUCGGGAAGUAUCUCUAUCCGAACGGGGCACGCUACGAAGGGAAUUGGUUCAAGGAUCAUCGACAUGGUGUUGGAUGCUACAUUUUUAGCGGGAGUAAUGUGAUCUUGAAAGGCAGCUGGAUUGCUAGCGUUGCCAAAGGUCCUGCUGAAGUGAUUUUCGAAGAUUGCCGAUUCCAUGGAUACUGGGACGGAGAUCAUCCAAGGGGACCCGGUUGUUUUACUUUCGAUGCAAAAGCUAUGGUCAAGGGAAAAUUUUAUGUCGAAGAAAAGGAGGGUAGUGAUUUAAAGGUUUUGAUGUGGCAACCGGAAGCGAUCGAAAAGUACGAAUACUCGAAGCUACCGCUGGAACCACUCCCAUUACCAGUGGAUGAAUCGGAUGUAUCAGAAAUGAGCUCAUCUGAUGACGAUGAAUGUGGAUCGUAUGGUUCAUCUCUUGUUUUGACUGAAUAA
Molecule: messenger RNA, 787 nt
Organism: Ochlerotatus camptorhynchus
Lineage: Eukaryota; Metazoa; Arthropoda; Insecta; Diptera; Culicidae
Gene: Rsph1
Product: Radial spoke head protein 1
Exons: 2
Coding region: 5-787 (260 amino acids)
Source: RefSeq, a predicted model, not a curated record